AUGAGUAUCAAUCUGGUCCUAGACGAUGACCUGCGCGACCAGCUUGUCGCGUGGAACAGGUGGGGGGCCGUUGCGGGCGGCCCACAAUCUUCAAGCUCUUCCCGGGACUCGGUCGUCGAACUCUGCCGCCACGCAUCAGCCCUCAAGACACAACACGCCCACGACAGCCAGCGCAGCUCGGUGCAGACGGUCAAAUACGUUGGCCGAGAUGAAGGGAUCCACGAGUUCACCAGCAAUAUCCAUCACACCUCCACCCAAAAUCAUGAUGCUGGCAGCAGCGCGGAUCGCCCGGACCCAAGGAUCUCGACCGUAGCUAGCGAUCCAACCUUGACGUUGCAAGACCCGGCAAAACUAUCGCCCCCGCUCCUGGCCUCAGCGUCACCCCAAUCAGCAACGACAAUAACGUUUUGCAGGAUAUCACGGUUUCCUUGUGCCCACCCAUGUGACGUGCCUGACCUGGUGUGCGAGAGCGACACCACUCUGUCCCUCUCGACCUGCUCCGAAGAUCCUGGAACACCCAACCUCGACGACCUCUUCCUGCCACUCACCCAACUUAGUCUUCCCGACCUCCAUCUAGGAGCGUUUGAGCCGAUCAGUAUGGUUCCUGCUGGAGACGAAGACAUUGAUGACGGGGCAUCGAUGACCCCAACCGAGAUUUCCUUUGCAGAAAGCUCCGAGGGCGUCAGGCUUCCUACCGCAGAGAGCGCCCCGCAGAGCAUCAAGUCGCUUGAGAAUGGCUCACAGACUUCGGGACCAGUGAAGCUGUUUCGGCUUCGAACUAGCGCGCAAAAAUCCUCAGAGAUGCCGCUACCGCUGCCAUCCGAGCCCAACCGUAUUUCGAAGUUGUUGCGCAUGCCUUGGGUACCUGAUGACAAAGCCCCGACUGUGUUUGGUGUCGACUUGAAGGAGAGCGUGCGCCUUGCGCCCAUGAAGAUCAGGAUAUUGCACAAAGGCCGCAGUACCUCGUACCGCACAUAUCCGACUUGCGUGUACAAGUGUUGCGAAUUUAUACGAGCCAAUGCACACCGGGACGUAUUUCUCUCUCCCGGUGACCCUGCGAACAUCGCCGCGCUCAAAGCGCUAUUCAACCAGGCCCCAUCAUACGGCCUGCACUUUCGCUUCGAGGAUUACGAUUACACUGUACAUGACGCUGCGCGACUCGUGCUUUUGUUCCUUGAGGAAUUACCAAAGCCUUUGAUUCCCGCGUCGGUUUUCAAAUCAUGGAUCUUGCUUGGCAAGCAGUAUGGCGCAAUUGAACCGUCUUGUCCACGUGUCGAGACUGGUCUCGACUUUUGGACGGAAGCGCUCAACCGACUGUCCACGCCUGCCCGCAAUCUGACCAAACUGUUGUUGACGUUGUUUGCCGAAGUCUUGCUGGACGCCCAUGGGACUAUCCACGAGGCCCACGCCCGGCAGCUUGCCUCCGCAGUUUCUCGAGCACUGUUUCAUCAAGAAAUGCAUACGGCAGAGGAAAAUAGGAUAAAAGGCCGCCGGCGACACACGACGUCGACUAAGCGCAAUGUUCAGCCCACACUCGCCCUGGCCUUUCUCAUCCAGAAGCGCGGUGAGUAUGUCUCAUCGCUCCGCGGGCUGACCAGCGGGAAGGGAGACUCAGAGCUCUUUUUGCCCAGCACAAAGGAAAUCAUGGAGUGGAGGGGAAAGUCCGAGAACAAGGAGUCAGGUAAGGUGUCCGAGACCAGCAAUAAGAUGCCAACCGGUUGCAAAUGCGGCUCUCAGAGUGAUAUUUCCGGCGUGGAGGACGAUCCCAACCCCGUGGCUAUGGUGGCUGGCCGGCCUGUACCCGGACCCGCUGGGACGGACAUACGGCCAAAUCCUUUCUUGAGAGAUUUUCCCGGCAAUGCCUCUCCCUGGCUUGCGGAGGCCUCAGGCCAUGGUGAUUUCCUGGAGUACCACUGCAACAUUUACAUAGUCCACUGGUCCAAGCGGGGAAGGUGGGAGGUUGUGCUGGUCGAAGACCGGUUGAGUAGCUUGUACCUGCUGGCCCAAGCGGGAGAAGUAGGGGUUAAGCUGAUUAAAGACCAGGGGAAUGAGGUGGAGUGGGCCGAAUUUGAACAGGCAAUCUGCUGGGCCAUAGCAGCCAACAUCGACGGUGUCCUCCAAAGGGCAGUGAGACACCGGUAUCAGGUGGUGUGCGUCCAGGAGCCUCCGGUUCUCUUCGGCAGAGUUCGACGUCACCCAGGUUUCACACUUUACGCUAUCGACGACAGAGCCACCAGGGCCGCGAUCUACGUUGACCGGCGGCUCCUGGUCUCGGCCCCAACCGCUCCCGAACACGGGUUAGUUACCGUAUCCCUCCAAGGGAUCACUAUAGUCAACAUCGAUCCCAACUCUUUCAUUGUAGUGGGAGACUUCAAUGCCCAUCACCCGGACUGGGACCCUCGUGCAUGCCCCAACCCUAAGGGCGACAUGGUCAGGACGUGGAUCGCCACGAGGGGACUGCACAUCCUCAACCCGGAAGGCCCUACGCAUCGCGGAGGCGGAGUCAUUGACCUCGCCCUUGGCCCGGCCCGAGCCUUCGCAGAGUUCGCCCACUGGGCCUCCGAUCACCGCGCGCUGCUCGUUUCGAUCCCCAGCCGUUCCCCAAGCCGCCUGCCCCCACCCAAACGUCUCCCUAAGGCCCGUUUCGAAGAGGUAGCCCAUCUACUGAAGUCUCUCCUCCCCCCAGCUCCGGUUACCUUUGACUCCCGGGAGGAGCUCGAGCAGUUCGCGUGGGAUGUCGCUCCCUGGUGGUCGGAGGUGCUGGCUACGGCUAGGGAGAUCGACCCCAUAGUCUAUCACAAGCUCUGUAAGGAGGCUAAGGUAAACUUCUACAGGGAGAAAGUUUCCUCGGCCUCGACCCCGGCGGAGUGGGGCAAGAUACUGAGAUGGCGCUUCGAUCAUUCGGACGACCGACCCACCGUCUUGGUCGUGGACGGGAGGGUGAUCUCGGAUACGGAGCGGAUGGCGGCUUACCUCGCUACACAAGCCUUCCGCCCCGCAGGGGCCCAAGAGGGUCCUCGCCCGGUUUGGCUCGGUCCUCGUCUUCCCCCUGAGUGGGCAGCGAGGCUCGCCGACCCGUCCAGCGACGACGAGCUCAGGGACGCCUUCCUCGGAGCCACAUCAAACACACCCGGCCUCGAUGGAGUGCCCCUGGCCUUUCUCAGACAUGCUUGGGAGCUCGCGACAGUGGUCACCCUCUCAAAACCCGGGAGGGAUCCCCGAUCGUACAAGGGCUGGCGGCCGAUCACCCUACUGUCGACUUUCGGCAAAGGUGUAGAGAGGCUUCUGGCCCGAAGAAUGACGGCAGCGGCGCUAAACUCGGGGCUUCUCCCCCCAGACGUCGCGGGGGCUGUCCCAUCCAGGUCCGCACUGGACCUUGUCCAGGCGCUCGUACACGACGCGGAGACCAUGUCGAGGCAAGGCUACCAUGGGCUCCUGGUCACCCUGGAUGUGGACUCAGCCUACCCCUUUGUCCAACCGCCGAUCCUCCGCGAGGGGUCUUCGUUUAUGUACAUGGACGACCAUGCGCAACUGUCCUGGAGUAAGCACCCGAUUCAACUGGCCCACCAUGCCUCCCUUAGGGUCAGUCAGUUAUGCGCUAAGGCCCGGGAGCUCGGCCUCAGGAUCGACCCAAGCAAGACGGAGGUCCUCUACAUCCCUCCCCGCGGGGCCCGGGCGAAGCGAAGUAGGAUAGACCCCGCGAGGAUCUCAACUCAGGUCGAGGGAGUGUCCCUCUCCCCGAGAAAGUCCAUCAAGUGGCUAGGAGUCUCGCUAAACCCCAAGCUCAGCCCUGUAACUCACGCUGCUGCCAGAGCAUCGGCGACGGCCUCGGUGGGUUGCAAACGCGGCUCUGAGAGCGAUUUUCCCGGUGUGGAGAACGAUACCGACCCCGUGGCUCUGGUGGCUGGCUGGUUUUACCCGGAGCACCUGCUUGACAGGGAGCGGGCACGGUGGAGAAGCCGGGUCGAGAUGUUACCGGCUAAUCACCCUCUGCAUGCAGCUUCUGGCCUCGGGGCUAGGCCCCAGUGGGAGCCCAAACGCCUAGGCGUCAGGGUGUGGCUCGGCCUCCCCCUCGACGCCCCCAAGAGACGCCGAGUGCCUCCCCCAGAUAUGCGUGGAUGGUGGCGGGCUAACAAGCCUGCGUCGGCCCUUUGGGAUGGACACACAGCCAAGCCCUUCCUCGAAAGGUUCUCCCGGCAGUGUCUCUCCCGCUGGCCAGCGGAGGCUUCGGGCCAUGGCAACUUCUCAGAAUACCACUCCCACAGGGGCAUCGACCCCGACACCGACUCGUCGGAGUCGGUGUCGGAGCUGGAGAUUCACAUCCCCGGGUUCGUACAAGUGUGA
Messenger RNA from Thermochaetoides thermophila DSM 1495, 4344 nucleotides. RefSeq lists its product as uncharacterized. The record is from RefSeq and is a predicted model, not a curated record. The transcript is spliced from 14 exons. NCBI's taxonomy places the organism in Eukaryota, Fungi, Ascomycota, Sordariomycetes, Sordariales, Chaetomiaceae. Gene Ontology annotation, molecular function: catalytic activity. The coding region runs from base 1 to 4344 and encodes 1447 amino acids. Gene Ontology annotation, biological process: signal transduction.